Messenger RNA from Aureobasidium musti, 822 nucleotides. NCBI's taxonomy places the organism in Eukaryota, Fungi, Ascomycota, Dothideomycetes, Dothideales, Saccotheciaceae. The record is from the annotation of a GenBank genome assembly.
CGCAUAUCAGGGGAGGUGCAUCCCACCGCUAACUUGACUUGCUCCUGCAGACAAGAACUCUUGCAGUGGCUCAACAGCCUCUGCUCGCUCAACNNCCUCACUCGUGUCGAGCAAUGUGGUACUNNGGUGCGCCCUUCUGCGCAAUCUACGACAGCAUCUUCCUUUAACGCAAGCGCCGACUAUGCCUACCUGGACAACUUCAAGAUUCUCAGCAAUGCCUUCCGCAAGCACCACAUCGACCGUCCCAUCCCUGUCGAAAUGCUAGUUAAAUGCAAGAUGCAGGACAACCUGGAGUUCCUGCAAUGGACAAAGCGCUUCUGGGACCAGCACUACCCUGGUACGUCUGCCCUUCUUGACGGAUACAUAAACGAGCAUAUAUUAAUCUUUCACAACUACNNAGGCGGUGACUAUGACGCUCUGGCUCGCAGAAAAGGUCAAGCUGUCGGCUCGGCUCCUGCACCUACACCCCGAUCAUCCACUACAAGACGUGCACCCGCAGUCGCUGCAACCUCCGCUGGCGCCAGAACACGCACCCCUCUGGGAGGCUCAGGAGGUGCCCAGACCGCCGCUUUGACACAGGAGAACAACGCACUUAAGGAGACUGUUCAGGGUCUGGAACGCGAGCGUGACUUCUACUUCAGCAAGCUCCGGGAUAUCGAGUUGCUCGUCCAGGGCGCCAUGGAGGCCGAGCCCGAGCUCGAGAAGGAUGAGGGUGGUCUUCUGAAGCAAAUACAGACUAUUCUCUACUCUACUGAGGGCUUUGAGAUCCCUGCCGAGGCCGAGGAUGAGGAGGGCGAGUUGAUCGAGGAGGAGACUUUUUAA